ACAUGCACCUAAUUUUCAGCCUUUGGAAACACUUACAAGACACUGAAACAAGAAUAUAAAUAGUGAGACUGUUCAGAAAUAUUGCAAUCCACCACGUUCUCUUGGAUGUGUCUGACAGAGAUAACAUAAAAAUCACCAAAAUGUAAAAUUUUGCAAGAUGUGUGAAUAAGAGGGAUGUAGGCUGAUAUACUGACAUAAAUACGACCAAAAUGAGAUCAAUUAUCUAUUAAACAUGUUAAAACUGCAUCAAUAUGAAACGAAACAGUCCCCUGCUGUUGGGCUCGAGCAGCUGGGAGUUCAAUGCCUUGCUCAGGAGCACCUCAGUACUUAAUGGAGGGAAACAUCCACAGUCACAAUAAGACAGUCAUUUGGUUUGAGGUAUGUAGAACAUCCUGGAAAAUUAUCACAAGCCUUCUCAUCUGUCCGGCAGUCUGAUACUUCACUGUACUUUGAAAAACUGCUAUAUGUUGGUUAAUAUUGGUUUUAUUGCCGAGAACUCAGACCGGAUGUGGUGUGUUGACUGGGGCUGCCUUGCCGGUGUUGUGGUAACAAGGUGCAGCUGCGGCAGCUGAGUCGAGGUGUGCGGACGGGAGACUGGGCCGGACAGCAGACAGCGGACAGCAUCAAUGGCCCCGGUGCUUACGAAGUGAAGAAUGGGCUCCACGGCGUCGCAGCCAUGGCCAGAUCCACCAACAGAAGCGCCGAAGAAGGGGAAUCACGGGUGACCGCACCGGUGGACCGCGGAGAGGCGAGGGACCUGGCGGAGCCCCGGGAACUGUCUCUGGAGGAGGUGCUGAAGUCCUACGAGCAGCCCAUCAACGAGGAGCAGGCAUGGGCGGUGUGCUACCAGUGCUGCAGCGGGCUGAGGGUGCCCCGCCCGCCGGCAGGGACGGUCAACCGGGUGAAGGACCCGUCCUCCAUCCUCCUGCACAGGGACGGGACCGUGUCGUUAGAGCCGCAGCGCCGACACAGCGAUGACACUGAUGGGCCUCCUCUUCCACCUGCUCCAGAGUGUCAGCUGGUCCAGUCGCUGGGCGUGGCCAUCUACCGAGCGCUGGACUGGGGGCUGGACGACAGCGAGGAGCGGGAGCUCAGCCCACAGCUGGAGCGCCUCAUUGAACGUAUGGCUGGAGGGGACCACGGCGAAGAUGGAGACAGGACCGCUGGAAAUGGCACAACUGAUGAAGGCUACAGUGGACAGGAAGAGGAGGAGGAGGAGGAAGACCAGGAGAACGAGGGAGCGAUAAGGCCGGUGUGUACGUUCCGCCAGGUGAUGGCGCUGUGUGCGUCUCGGCUGGCCAACCCAAGCUUGGCUCCAGAACACUACCAAGCUGUGUGCAGGGCUCUGUUUGUAGAGACCAUGGAGCUGCAGACCUUCCUCAUCAAGAUCAGAGAUGCUAAGGAGUUGUUGAAGAAGAUCACAACAGAGGAAGCUGUUGAAGACAAGUCUACAGCUGAGCUGGACGCCCUGAAACACAGAGACUGGGCACGUCUCUGGGUGCAGCUGAUGAAGGAGCUCAGGCAGGGAGUGAAGCUGAAGAAGGUGCAGGAGCAGCCGUUCAACCCGCUGCCCACCGAGUACAGCCUCACACCGUUCGAGAUGCUGAUGCAGGACAUACGAGCACGCAAGUUCCAGCUACGCAAAGUCAUGGUGGAUGGUGACAUUCCUACCAGAGUGAAGAGAAACGCCCACGAACUGAUACUGGAUUUCAUCAGGUCAAGACCUCCACUCAAACCAGUUGGGGAGCGCAGCCUCCCUCCUCCUCCCCCGCAGGAGCAGUCCCUCCAUGACCGGGUCCUAGCUGAGAUCAAGCAGGAGAGAAAGCUCAGGCCUGUGGUCCUGCCCAACUCCAGACCAUUUGGCUCUCUGCCCUGCCUGGCUCAGACUUGUCCUUGUAAUGUCAAAUCUACUUCAUGUAUCGACCUGUCCGUAUCGGAGCCCGGCCCCCGGCCGCCGUCCCGCCCUCGCGUCCUGCUCAAGGCCCCGACUCUGGCUGAGAUGGAGGAGAUGAACAUAUCUGAGGAGGAGGAGUCUCCAGACAAUGCGGAGCUGAGGAGGGCAGAUAGCUCCCCCACGCCUCUGAAAAGAGAUCGCUCCUUUUCAGAGCACGACCUGGCCUUGCUCCGUGGGGAGAUGCUUCCUUCACUCUCUGAGUCUACCCAGCUGGGUGGGGUGGUCAAGCUGAGGGGCGAGAGGCCGCGGUCCAGGACGCUGACAGGCGCUGGGCCACCUCCUUAUCACAGAGCCUCCUUCCCAGUUCAUGGCUGGGUGCCGCCCUCUCCGGCCCGCCUGUCUCUGAGUUCAGUCGACGAGACCACGGAGGGAUCAGAAACGAUAUCCGGCUCCAGAGUUGGAGACGAGCACCAGUGGAUGGAGGAGUUCAGCCACCCUGUAGAGAGUCUUGCCUUAACGGUGGAUGAGGUCAUCAAUGUGCGCCGAGUGUUGGUCAAAGCAGAGAUGGAGAAAUUUCUUCAGAGCAAAGAACUCUACAAUAACCUGAAGCGAGGCAAGGUUUGCUGCUGCUGCAGAGUGAAAUUUCCUCUCUUCUCUUGGCCGUCUACCUGCUUACUGUGUAAAAGGUCUGUCUGUGGCUCCUGCAGUGCAAAGAUGAAGAUUCCCUCAAAGAAGAUGGCCCAUAUUCCUGUGUACACUGUGGGCUUUCACAGCACUCCAAAGAGUCACGGACAUAAAAGCCAAGUCUAUAAGUCCCUGCGCACUCUGUCCCGCCGCUCGGUAGAGGAGGAGUUUCCCCAUCUGUACGCACAUGGCUGCACGCUCCGAGACAUCUGCGCUGAAUGCACCAAAUUUGUCGCCGAUGUCAUUUCUUCCAGCCGCCGGAGCCUGGACAUCCUUAACAACACUCCCAAGAGGGAAGCCAAAGCUGCCGCUGCCGCCGCCGCCACCGCUGCUGCUCAGAGACCACAGUUGCAACGUCAAUCCAACCUCGAGACUUUCCCUCAACCCAGCCCUCCCCUGCUGAGUCACCCUCCACCUUACCCGCAGUCACCCGGUCACCCCCAGCUCCCUCCACAGUCCUAUCAUCACCAACAGCGGCUUCAUGCGUCAUCGCCGUCUCCUUCACUGAAGCUCCACGCCAAGACCAUCAACAAUGUGAACCAAUGAGUAGACUGACACUGACACACACACACACACUCACACACACUCCCUACUCAAGUUGUGCUGCUCCUGUGGUGCACUGUUUGCACACACACAGAAAAACGUAGGGUUCUUCAAGGGUUCUCGUGGUCAGAUGUACAGUACUGAUUCAAAAAGCCAUGUGAUUGGUUCAAAUAAAACUAGAUAGUAAAUAAGAACACAUAAUAUAGUGGGGGUCCUUUAAAGUUGUUGCUGGUUUGGAGCAUUAAAUGCAUUAUUCAAUGAUUAUGCUAUGAUACAGUAUAUAAAUCUAAAAAACUAAAGCUAAAACUAAACCCUUUUUAGUAAGAAUCAAGAGACCCUAAACCACCACCACGUCACCCAUCAUCCAAUUCCCAACCACAUCAUCCUCCAUAUCUCACCCAGCAGAUGUGCCCACACUUGUACAAACACACACACACACAUGCACAGAGCCUCCCUCCCCCUCCAGUCUCUUACUUUGUUAAGGUUUGAGCAAGGACCUGCCUUAUCUCCUGCACCAUGACUUCACUCCCAGAUGCUCACAGCUGGUAGGGAGACAAACAUGGGAGCAGAGGGCAGGUGAGGAAAGACACUGUGAGAGGAAAGGUGGAGGUGGGGUUGGGUGGUGGUAGUUUUAGGGGGAUAAAAGCUACGCAGCAUAGAGUCGACAUGUAAACCUUGCAUUUUAGCUCUCUGUGGUUGCCUUGUUUUUGUCAUGAAUGUAACUUAGAGACACAGAAACAGAAUUGUAAAAUUAUUAGCUCGUACACAGCAUAAUAAAAUGUAUUUUUAAUCAUCCAAAAAGGGAUUUGUAAUGAGCGGCUGCUGCAUAGCGAGGCCUCUUUUGCAUUUUAGACAUGCUUGAAAAGUCCCAGGUACAGCUGGACGAGGUACGACAGCGGCGACACUGUGAAUGUAACCGGGCUGAAGCUGCAGACUGCACCUUUAACCGACGCAGCAUGAUGAUGAUGAUGAUGUGAAGCGAGCAGAUGAAACUCCCGCCUCUCUCACACUCCCCAUGGACGCUUGCAAUCUGCUCUGGUUUUGUAAACACUAAGUAAACCUCAACUGCAAUAAAAUCAAACGACAAACACA
This is a messenger RNA of Thunnus maccoyii (southern bluefin tuna), 4213 nucleotides long. RefSeq names its product spire-type actin nucleation factor 2 (gene spire2). Lineage: Eukaryota; Metazoa; Chordata; Actinopteri; Scombriformes; Scombridae. Gene Ontology annotation, molecular function: actin binding. The transcript is spliced from 15 exons. The record is from RefSeq and is a predicted model, not a curated record. The coding region runs from base 677 to 3124 and encodes 815 amino acids. Gene Ontology annotation, biological process: cleavage furrow formation; intracellular transport; actin filament network formation. Gene Ontology annotation, cellular component: cytoplasmic vesicle membrane; cell cortex.